UCAUCAUGGAGACGAAGAUGCUCAGUAAGGAGAUGCAGACGACGAUGGACGAUGCAGAGAUCAACAUGGUGAACGCACGUGAGCAGCUCUACAAUGCCAGCCAGUACUACGAGACGCUGGUGGAGAUGAAAGGACAACCUGACGGCGCUCAUCUACCGGACGAUGCGGAAGGAGGGCAUCCUCUCUCAGCUGCUUGCCCUCAGAAACUACAAAAAACAAAACGUUGAGAAGUACCUCCUCCCUGCUGAGAGACACGCUGCAGAGCUGAUGGAGCAGGCCAUGCUGCUGCAGCAACAACUAGAGGGCGCCAGUGCUCAGGCAGAGGAUCCGCUGAAGGCAGCAUCCGUGUACGAGAACAUCGUCAAUGCCCGUCGCCGAGGCAAAGAUGGCGGCGAUCGAGGCCAUAAGGCGGCGGACGAGGCAUACAGCACUGCAUCCAAGUCCGGCCUUACCGGUCGCGCGAAAAAGCUGAAACAACGGAACGCCGAGAUCCUAGAGGAUGCGAACAACUUGAAUUCCAGCGGUGAGUGCUGCCACCUGGUUCGCACCAGGGCAAACGUGUCGUAG
This is a messenger RNA of Priapulus caudatus, 567 nucleotides long. RefSeq lists its product as uncharacterized. The record is from RefSeq and is a predicted model, not a curated record. The transcript is spliced from 3 exons. Lineage: Eukaryota; Metazoa; Priapulida; Priapulimorpha; Priapulimorphida; Priapulidae. Bases 163 to 567 code for a protein of 134 amino acids.